GGACACGCGAGAGCUUACGAGGUCAUAUGCUUCAAGUGGGUCUCCAACUCUCCGAGAGGUGAAAACAGUUGUUUACUAUCUCUGUUAGAGUGCCCCAUGUUUGUAAUUAUUGGAUGCCCUGAAAAAUGUGCCCGGGAAUUUUAAAGAUUUAUGACACAGGAGGACGAUAAUAGUGAUCAGUAACAAUGUCACAGACAUCAGUGGAUAAUUUUGUUACAGUCGUAUCGGUUGGAACUAGAGAAAAACCCGGAAGUAAUGAAGACAUCAAUUUUGAUUCCAGUGGUUCAGGAUAUGUAACAGUGUUAACCAUUGGCGAUGAAGAAAAUAAAAAAAAUAUAAAAGAUGUAACAGAGGAAGUGAUAGUGUAUAGGUUACCUGGGGAGAGAUUGGGAUUUGGACUAAAAUUUGAAGGAGGUACUAAAGCUAGUGAAUAUGUGAAACGUCUAUUUAUUCAGUCGUGUGCAGCAGAUAGUCCAGCUUCUAGAGUAAAAAGUUCAUGGGGAAAACUAACAGAGGGGGACGAAGUUUUAGAUAUCGAUUCAGUUCCAGUUAAUACUAUGACAAGAAUAGAUUGUGUGAGAUGCUUGAAAGAUUCAAAUGUGGCCAUAAAGCUAUUAGUGCGGCACACAUAUGACCAAGAAAACAAAAACAAUAUAGAAAACUCACCUUUAAUCAUUAGUGCGGAAGAAAAAAGGGUUCCUCCUCCUCCCCCUCCAGUCCCCCCAAGAAAAAUAUCGAGAAAACUACAUAAAAAUCUAAACAAUAAUAUUAAUAAAGAACCCACACAAGAAAUUGAAAAUAAUAAUACAAUUAAUAGAAAUACAGAAACUAAUAAACAAAAGAAGUUGCAAUCACCUAGAGGUAGCGUCCGUUCUUAUAACUCGCCAGAUAUUGCAAGAAGGGAUAGACGAUUUUCUGAUGGCAGUCUCGGACCACCGGAUGCUGAAGUUUAUGUUGAUCUUUUUCUUCAAGAAUCAACACAAAGUUUAAGCGAAUCUGAUGAUACAGGUAGUACUAUUUCCACGGUAAUCGAUAGGUUUCCCACAACUACUCCUUCUAGUAUUUCUGGAAGUUUACCAUCCACUCCAACGGCAUUACAAAAACAUCUGGAUAUAUCUAAUAUUAGCGUAUACGAGGAUGAAGAUUUUUCAAUUCUUGGUAAAAGUUUCGGAAAACCAAUCCCACUACCUAGAGAAGAAAACAAUAAUAUUAUACUUGAUGAUAUUAACCCCUUAAGUUUCCAAGAUGCACCUUUGAGCUAUGGUAAUGAAAGUACAAAAAUAAUCGUCCCUGACGAAAUCGACACUGCUAAAGAAGAACCAAUUAUAUCCGAAGAGAAUAAACUAAUGUCAAAGAAGCCGCCAGUACCACCAAGGUCCAAAGACACACGCCUCUCUUCGGAGGAAAAUAGAAAACAUUUGGAUGGUCUCCCAAGAUUGGUAGACAAGCAUUUUUCUUCAGAAGAAAGUAAAAAAGAGUUACAGGAACUUCCAAAGUUGAUAGAGACGCGUCUUUCUUCAGAAAAAAGUAACAAACAAUUGGAUAAUCUCCCCAAGUUUGUAGAAAAACAUCUUUCUUCAGAAGAUAUAGAGGACCUCUCCGGGCUAUCAGACAGUUGUUUUUCUUCAGAAAAAAGUGAAAAACAAUUAGAAAACCUUCCACGGUUAAUAGACUUUCUACCUAAAUCAGUCAACGGUAAUAAAGAGGACAGUCCAACCGAAAUAAUGAAAAUGUUCUUAGAAAAUGAACGUUAUAAAGCAGAUUUCGAAUAUUUUGAUAAAGAAGCUGAUAACGUGGAUACUUAUAAUAAUAGCGUCGAUUUGUAUAGUUCAAAAUGGAGCUUAUCUUCACAAUUAGCAACCAUAGGCGAGGUUGAGGAAGAAGGAAGUUCGGAAUUCAAUUUUACCAGAAAUGUUGGUAAAUCCACUCCAGUUGUGAUUGUGGAAAACACAGAAUCAAACGAAGGAAAUCUACAAGAAGAUAUAGAAACAAUUAAUAAAGAACCAAAUGGAAGUAUGGCAACUCUACCAAGUGACUCCAGGCAGCCACCAGAUGGACAUGAGUUUCCAGAUUUCAUAGAAGAUCACUCUGCAACUUCUAGGCUCUACUACAAAGAAGCCGAUAUUAAUAUAAGUGCUUUUGAUGAAGAUUUUACGGAACAAACGAAAAGCAAAGAAUAUCCAGAACAAAAUAACUUGAUUAUAAGUCAGUCUGUUAGUACCUCAAGUACAGAUCUUCGGCCGAAAAUGUACGAAUCUUCUGAGAAUUUGAAAUUCGCCGACUUUUUGCACGAACCUUCACCGUUACAUACAAGAUCGCAAAGUUUAAUAGAUGUGUCGGCUUUAGCCAAGCAAAAGAAUACAAAACUCAAUCAAAUGUUUGAGCAUAGAAAAAAAGGUCUCUCAAAACUUAAGGGACUAGUCAUUCCUGAAGCAGCUGAAAGUGAUUUUUCAUCCAAUGUAAAUAUUCCAGAAAUAAAAAGUCAGACACCUGCAUUGUACCUUCCGGUGCCAAAAUUAACCAACCACUUUAGCAGUACUGAAACCAUUUUAACAAAUGACAGUGAUUUUUCUAGAACUUCAGUUACGUUUCCAACUUGGCAGUCAAAUAUACCAAGUAAUCUUCCUAAAUAUUCACCAGCUUUUAAGAGAAAAAGUCUGCAAAUUUAUAACACAAGUAUUAGUAAAAGUGAAAAUAGUGCUUACGCGCAUAACGAUGAUUUUCCUAAAUAUUGUGAUAAAGUUAGUCCUAAAGGAAGUAAAGUAAAUGAAGACGAUUUAAAUCCUCCCAAAUCGUUGGAAAGUAUUUCUUCACCGACUCGAUCAGACUGCAGUUUUGAUUAUGUAAGUUCCUUGAAAAAAUAUGGUAAGACAAACAGUGAUUCUUCGCAAAAAUUGAAUAGUAGAAUUGAAGACGAAAGUGACAACGAUUCAGCCGUAAGUUCCAGCCAGUCUAGUUAUAAUUCUAGAUAUUCUCCACCAUCAUCACCAACGAGAUCCUGUGACAUGAACUCUUAUUCAAAGAAAUUAGAGGAAGAUGAGAAAAGCGCUCAAAAUCGAUUAUUGAAACCUUCUAGUGUCGAAGCUAUAAACCGAAAGAAUAUUUUAGCCUCUGCAAAAUGUAGAAGUGGAAAAGAUUUAAAAAUCGGUUCUCCUGUGAUAAGGAGAAAGCAAGAAAUGCAAACUACUGACAUUGUUAACGAUCAAAACGGAAUAAAAGAGCCUGCACUACCGGAUCCAGUUGUAAUCGCUAAAAAGUCGAGCAUUAUUUUAGACCGAAAUACAAGAAUUACGGAAAAUAGACCACAACCAGAGAAACCUAGUGAAAUAGUGACUACAAAGAAUUUUAAAACGACCUCUAAAGAAAUCCUGCAAAUCAGAAAUAACGAACCCACAACAAAAGCAGUAACAAAAAAUAUAUUUCUAACGAUGAACUCCUCCACUCUCAACCCCGUGCCAAAAAAAAUGCCUGAAGAGCCAAAAGACAAACUUACAGAUUUUUUUUCGACUUCAAAAUCUAGAAAACCAGCACCGAUUAAUGUGAGAGCUUUGAAAAAAAGUUUUGAAAGUUUGGGUUCUCCUCCGCCUUUGCCACAAAAAGUUCCUGUUUACAAAUCGACGUUACCUAAACAAAAUAAUAAAAUAGACAAUGCCAUAAGUGAAAAUAUUGCUGCCACUCCGCUUAGGAACGGUGUUAGUAAACGCCACGCUGGAAAAAUAGAACCUAUUACACCAAUCGAAAAAAUAACAUCCUCGAAUGUUGACAGGCGAACUAUUGUUCUGAAAAUGGAUCCAAAAGGAACUAGUCUAGGAAUUACUCUAUCUGGAGGUAUUGACGAGAACAAAGAUAUAACGAUACAUCGUAUACGAUAUAACAGCAUGGCUUACCAUGAUGGUCGACUGAAACGAGGAGAUAAAAUAGUUUCUAUUAAUGAUAAAUCAACAAGUGGCUUGACUCAUAUGGAGGCAGUAAACUUACUUAAGGAACCAUUGACUGAGUUUUCCAUUGUGAUCGAAGAAGGAGAAAAUACUGUGCCAUCACCUGUUAGUAGCAUCAGCGGUAGUUUACAAAGAAGAUCAUCUUCAAUGUCCUCUGUGCUUUCAGGAACUAAAUCUCCUUCAUUGGAAGAAAAGAAAGCUAAUACAAUCAUAGCAAUAAAUAAAGACGGAGCAGGACUUGGAUUCAGUAUUGAAGGAGGUAAAGACUCACCACUAGGAGAUGUGCCAUUACGAGUGAAAAAAAUAUUUACAGGAGGCGCAGCAGACAAAUCCGGAAAUUUGGAAGUCGGUGACGAAAUAUUGAAAGUGAAUGACAUCAAUUUCACAAAUUUAACCAGAAUCGAAGCUUGGAAUUUAAUGAAGAAAAUUCCAGAAGGCAAAGUUGAAAUACAUAUAUUAAGAUAAAUUUUAUUCAUCAUUCGAAUUGAGUUACUUGUGUGAUUGCACUAGCCUUAGGUACAAAAAUAGAAGUCAGGGAAAACAGAAUCGAUUCUAGUGAACUCAAAGUAUGUAGCAAAACAAAUUUUUAUUUGUUCCUUUUUCUAAAUGGCAGCAAUUUUGGUUUGAUACAAUGUACCAAAAUCCUAGUGCUUCAAAUUAAUAACAACUUUAACAUUACGGAAAUAAAAUUAAAUCUUGCCAAAACAAUUGAGUAUUUGUACUUAUUUAAAAUAAAUUUAUUACCCACAUUUUUAUGCAUUACUUUCCGUUAUAAUUUUAUAUAUAUUUUAUAUAAAUGCUU
Molecule: messenger RNA, 4740 nt
Organism: Diorhabda carinulata
Lineage: Eukaryota; Metazoa; Arthropoda; Insecta; Coleoptera; Chrysomelidae
Exons: 9
Coding region: 186-4403 (1405 amino acids)
Molecular function (GO): protein binding
Source: RefSeq, a predicted model, not a curated record